Cladophialophora yegresii CBS 114405 is the source of this 2172-nucleotide messenger RNA. RefSeq lists its product as uncharacterized. Bases 1 to 2172 code for a protein of 723 amino acids. The record is from RefSeq and is a predicted model, not a curated record. The transcript has a single exon. NCBI's taxonomy places the organism in Eukaryota, Fungi, Ascomycota, Eurotiomycetes, Chaetothyriales, Herpotrichiellaceae.
AUGCGACGAUACAUUCGGACAGGGCCACCAGAUGACAUGGGCAAUGGCUUCUGCUCAGUUUGCAACUCCAUCGACUUCGGCGAGAUAGCAGCUAUUGACGUGGCCGGACCCGAACCUUAUGACAGAAGUGAAUUUGGUCUUCGUGGAUACAGAACCGUGUUCGAUCUCUCGACACUAGGACAGGAUCCAACGUCUGGAUGCCCAAUGUGUGCCUUGUUCUGCUUGGCCCGAGACUACGUCUAUGGUGGAAAAAGGACUACAGGCCUGAGUCUAGUGCGAAGGGCAUCUGCUUAUGCCCUGCCCGUGGACUUGGCACUCGUAGGCAAAUACGAAGAUGGCACAGGACAUUGGGAUGCUUACCCGUACAGACUGACCUUUUGGCCGUCUUCGGAGUCGACCACACCCAGACUGACAUGCGGGAACUUCAAAGUGAAAUACGAAUGGAUUUUGUCUCAAAUACAGGUGUGUGUGGACCAACAUAAUCACACCUCGCCAGACGAAACCAUACCAAACCUACUCCUCAUCGAUUGUCGCAAUCUGAAAGUUAUUGAUGCACCCAGAAAGCCUGAAUAUCUUGCGCUCAGCUACGUCUGGGGUCGCGACCAUCCUGCCGGUACAAACGACCCGCAACCGCUCAACAUUGACGGCUUCGGCGGCGUGGUAACAUGGACAAUUGCAGACGCAAUCCGGCUAACUCAGGGCUUAGGAAAGCGCUAUCUUUGGGUGGACUAUUAUUGCAUCCGGCAGAAUCAACCGGACCACGUGAAACAGCAGUUGCAACUGAUGGGGCAAAUCUUUGCUGGUGCUUGGGCUACGAUUGUCGCGCUUGGGAGCAACAACAGAGUUCCCUUGCCUGGUGUGUCGGUCGAUCGACGAGCUCCAUCGUUCACGACGGUUCCCUCUGGCGGCGUGAUUCUUAUGGAUCACGACACCCAAUAUCAUUACAGGAUUGAACAGAGUGCAUGGAAUACGCGAGCUUGGUGUUAUCAAGAGAAAGUCAUCUCCACCCGACGGAUCUACUGCUGCGACAACGAAGUUCUUAUUGACUGUGCCAAGGCAAUGGUGCCUGAAACACUGGGACUUGGUGACGGCCAGUUGCGUCUGAGGAACUAUAAAGACUUACGCCCAGAUUUCCCUUCGGCAGUGGACGACUACAGUAGAAGGAAAUUGACCAACCAGAUGGACGCCAUCGAUGCCUUUCGGGGUUACCUUGCGACAAUCGAUCAAAGGACCUAUUGGGGCGUACCGAUCCAUUGCCCGUCUGAGUCUGCAUCCCACGACGAAACUGAAGAGACGGGAUUUUGCGUGGGCCUUCUGUGGCACCAUGUGACAUCGAGCAUGAAUCGCCAGGAGGCGAGGAGUAAAGCCGCCGAACUCCAGCCUCCGGUCCAGGAUGAUAAAUUCCCUUCCUGGACGUGGGUUUCUUGCCGCUGGCGUGUUCACCCUUUCGCGAUCUUUAGGGACUCCGACAAAUAUCAUUUCGUCCGACAUUGCGAUAUUUUUGUGGAAUCUAGCUUGGGUCAGCCCAUACGGUGUUCUGAUCUAUUCAUGCCGCACAGCGAAGACUCUUCGAUGGUGGCCGAGCAAUCAAAGUACCUCCAACUUCAAGCUCCCUUGUUAUCAUACAGACUGCUGGAUCCAAAGCGAGCUUCAAAAUACAGCGACUACAAGCUGAUGCCGUGGUUACACCUUUGCAGCCUUGACUUGGCCAUUUUUCAAGAUAUUGGAAAGUUCAGAAGAAUAUGCUUCUAUCCCGACUUUGGACGCAUCGGCUCUCAGACCCUUGCAUCCUUCCCGGAGACGGGCAAAGCGCUUUUCAUUGCAACAAUCAGGAACGGUGGACGGUCCACCUGGGAGGACAGCUUCUGUUUCCUCGCUUUGGAGAAGAAGCAAGAUCACUGGCGAAGAGUCGGCAUCAUCAUCGCCCUCGCGUAUGAGUAUCAUUCGAUCGUGUUCAAACAGGAUACCAAAGGUCACGUUGAUCACACAAGAGAUCUGAAGGUCAUCCGUGCGUGCGAGUCACAGGCCGCUGCGAUCGAGGAAGGUCUGGAAGACUUGUGGUUGGAGGCAGAAGCGGCUAGACAGUUCGCGCUGUCCAAAAUCGAGGCGGUCUCCAAGGAGGCGCUGGCUGAGAUUCACCAACUUCCAUUGGAUACUAUCCGGUUGGGCUAA